AUGACUGAACCGAUAGUACUCAUCAUGUCGGCGGACGAAACCGUCAAGCCGGAGAGCGUAAUUGAAUUAAUACGCAAGGCAACGAACGAACAGGACGCAAUAGUCCUCAGUAGUGAUGCUCCGGAAUCGAUCGGCUACCCCUACGUAAUUAGCAAUAAGUACUACACAAAAACACUGAUCCUGUACGCACACGGUUCCGCCGAUCUGGCCACAGUGUCCAGUGCAAUUUUGAAUCGGACGGAAGCGUUGUUUGUCUACUUCAACGCAAAAGACCGUACCUUCCUCGAGCGUAUUCCGCUGUAUGCAGAUUUCGCACAGUCACGCCCGAUCGAGUUAGCUGUUCUGCUUUGCUCGUCGCUGCCAGAAAGCAGCACCGAUGGCAUCACAUACAGUGAGGCGAAACACUACAACGCCCUGCUGGACGUGAUCGAGCUCGAGCCGGCCAGAGAGAACGAUGAGGAGGAGGAUGACGAUGGGCAAGCGGUUGGGGUGGAAGAACUCAUCCAGACGAUGCAUAACUUUGUGUGGUCGGACAUGAACGUAAACGAGGAACCCGAACGCUCCCCGACACCCCCGCCGCAGGAUCUCGUUAGCUCCCUGCUCUCGGCUAACCGGGACGAUCCGAACGGACCGUUCACGGAGGAGGAAGAGCGAAUAAUCGAAUCCGAGCUGCGAGGGUUCCAGCGGAUCUUGACGGAAGUGAUAAACUUCCAACCGAACACCUCCAACUGGACCCGCAAUCAGCGGCUAACGUUCGCCGAGGAAGUAGCAGAGAUGUUCGACAACCUGGUCGAGGAGGACGAUAUGGGCCCGUACGGUGUGAGCCGAUUCGAGGGUGAACCGCCCCGGUUCGAUGGCUUGCACCGAUUCGGGGGCGAUCCGAAUCGAUUUGAUGAUGAACAGCUUUAAAGCGAAGCGUCACCGAGUCACCUUCUA
Messenger RNA from Anopheles nili, 936 nucleotides. RefSeq names its product alpha- and gamma-adaptin-binding protein p34-like. NCBI's taxonomy places the organism in Eukaryota, Metazoa, Arthropoda, Insecta, Diptera, Culicidae. The record is from RefSeq and is a predicted model, not a curated record. The coding region runs from base 1 to 909 and encodes 302 amino acids. The transcript has a single exon.